This is a messenger RNA of Protopolystoma xenopodis, 678 nucleotides long. The record is from the annotation of a GenBank genome assembly. Lineage: Eukaryota; Metazoa; Platyhelminthes; Monogenea; Polystomatidea; Polystomatidae.
AUGAUCGUUCCUAUUCGCCCACUCAAAUCUGCUAUACUCUCUCGGCUCCACCUGGUCGAUCCAUUCAGUCUAACCGUUCAAAUCAGCCGCCGACGUUGCUGCAUUUUCCCUUCCUCUUCAAUCUUGAACUCAACAUCAAAUUCAGCAUCCACUUCGGAUGAUAGAAUUUUAUUAGAUAAUCAAAUUAAGCCCAACAAUAUUACUAAUCCUAAUCCUCAAUCACAAUCGCCAGCUUUUCAUGUUUUACCCCAAGCCUCGAAUCCAUCAGAGGUGCCACUUCCCCCAGGACUACUGCUGGCCUGGGAACAGCCACAGUGUACUUUGCGCUUGUCCGACAUGAAAUUAGUACGCCUGAAGCGCUGUUGGCGCACUGCAUUCCCUCAUUUCUCACCUUCAGAUAAAUCGGCGGAUGCUGCCAAUAAACCUCUUUCACCUAGACCAGAUUCCCAAUCUUAUUCCAGCCCUGAGGAUUCCAUAAAUCUGGGUUCAGAGAGAAGACCUUGUAAAGAGGCUAUUCGACCGAAUCGCUCUGGGUCUCUGUCGCAAGUAUCAUCGACACUUACUCCAGACCAGGGAAUUCCAUUUGGAUGGCUUCGCAGGCAACUUGUGGCAAGUUUUCGCAUGCAAGAGCUGAUUCUUCAGCUAGAGACUCGAGGUAAAUUUAUCUGUCAUCUUUAA